AUGGCGACUUUUUCAUCGUCGAUAAUGCCAGUAUCCACUUCGGCCGGGCCACUCGACCUCGGCUUCGGCUUCUCUUCGCGCGCCACGGCAUUUCGUAUCUGUUCCUCCCGACCUACUCGCCUGAGCUUAACCCCUGCGAGCUCGUGUUUGCGUUCGUGA
This is a messenger RNA of Acanthamoeba castellanii str. Neff, 159 nucleotides long. RefSeq lists its product as uncharacterized. The record is from RefSeq and is a predicted model, not a curated record. NCBI's taxonomy places the organism in Eukaryota, Discosea, Longamoebia, Acanthamoebidae. Bases 1 to 159 code for a protein of 52 amino acids. The transcript has a single exon.